GAUGUUUCUGUUGGCUUUUGUCCGUCGACUGGUCAUAGGAUGGGGAAAAUCGUUUGAGGCUGACUUCCGAGACUUUGCCUUGGAAACCAUUCGUCAGGUUUAGCAUGCGUGCGUGUGUGGUGACGGACGGAGGUCGUGCCUCCAUAAAGACUCGCAACCUGUUGCCGAUCUCUUAGUCGCAGAUCCUCGCUCGGAUAGAUUCAUUUUCCCCUUCCUCUUCCCCUUGCUCCCGUUUUCCCCCUCUUCAGAUUUCCUUCUUCCCCGCCUCCCUCCUUCUCGCCCUCGGGUAAGAAUUGUUUUUGGUACCUUCGUUUGAUUCUCACGAUCCUACGAUAGCUCCUCACUCGUUCCGGAGCCAUCUCACUUUCGCUCACCAACCUCCACACACACACACACGCAUAUAUCUACACACUCGUUGCACUCGGUGACGGCUCAAUCUACUUUUUGAUUCGUUACGAAUUUAUCAUGAAAGGAUUUAUGGCUACUCUCGCAGCUACGGUCGGCUUGCUAUUUUCUGGAAUUGUAUCUUCCAAAAUCACCGAGCCGGUUACCGUUAAAGGAAAUGCCUUUUUCGUUGGAGAUAAACGGGUAAGUUGCCUAGCUAGCCCUUAGGAGUCCAUACCCUCUGAGAAUCUCACCACCGGUUCUAAUGUCACCCCAAUCGAACUAGUUUUACAUCCGUGGUGUAGACUACCAGCCCGGCGGUUCUUCCAACCUAGCUGAUCCACUUUCGAACAUCACUGUUUGCAAGCGGGACAUAACUUACAUGAAGGACUUGGGAUUGAACACAAUCCGCGUUUGUAAGUGCUUUUUCCAAGUGUUCAAUUAAUUCUCCCCUGAUGAGAGUUUGCUUGUUUUGCUAAGGCUAGAUUUAGACACUAGCGACAAUUCCGCCAAUCAUGAUGAAUGCAUGGAUCUCUUGUCCGAGGCUGGAAUCUACCUCAUCUUGGUGGGUUAAACGCCAGUUUUCCCAUAAGGUCUAAAUCACAAUUAACAGACUUCAGGAUGUCAAUACACCCAGAUUUUCCAUCAGCCGCGAUUUUCCAGUAGCUUCGUACAAUGAAGUAUACCUUCAGCAUGUCUUCGCUACCGUUGAUGUGUUCUCCAAAUAUACCAACACUCUCGGUUUUUUUGCCGCCAACGAGGUGAUUAACGCAGCGAAUAGUACUCGUGCUGCAGCCGUUGUCAAAGCGCUCAUCCGAGAUAUGAGGAAAUACAUUUCAAAGCAUUCAGAUAGGCCAAUUCCGGUUGGAUAUAGUGCUGCAGAUGUUGCGGAAAACCGGAGGGAGAUGGCGCAUUAUCUGAACUGUGGACCAGACAGUGCCAGGUCUGAUUUCUUUGCGGUAAGAGUUUUUUCCCUCUAGCAACAUUGAGGAAACGCCUAACAGGGAUGUAGUUCAACGACUAUUCCUGGUGUGGGCCCUCCAGCUUUGUCCAAUCUGGAUGGGAUAAGAAGGUAAUCGAUUGUUUGACUGAAAGAAGGAUUUUGCUCAGUAGUAACCUAGGUUGAAAAUUACACCGGCUACUCUAUUCCACUCUUUCUAUCGGAGUUUGGAUGUAUCGAUGUCAAACCCCGCACAUUUAACGAGGUUAAAGCUCUGUACAGCACUCAGAUGACUGGCGUAUUCUCCGGUGGCCUUGUCUACGAAUUCACCCAGGAGCCCAACAAUUACGGUCUCGUUCAGAUUGAUAGUGACAACGUUACCACAUUGGCCGAUUACGAUAGCCUUAAGAGGCAAUAUUCGUCUACCAACAAUCCGCCCGGAGAUGGUGGCUACCAGAAAAAUCUGCCCCCAAGCGACUGCCCGGAGAGGACCUCUUUGUGGGAAGCCUCUAAUACCCUGCCUGAUCUUCCCAGUGCAGCGUCUAUCUAUAUGGUUGUUGUCUCUCAUUCCUCCUCUCUCAACGAGUACCGCUGAUGCCUGUUAGGACAAUGGUGCUGGUAAGCCGAAAGGGACUAAUGGCGCUAGUAGUCAGUUUGUGCCUCAGAACCGGAAGGACUAUAACCUCCCCGGUGAAUCAGGUGCGCCAGCUCCCUCAUCAAGCGCGAGUGCAGACGAAAGCGACCAGGGUGCUGCUGCAGAAGGAAUGGCUGGGUUGGCUGUCGGAGGUCUGUGGAUGGGAGUUGUUGCGGGGUUGGGAGCGAUUGCUGGCACUAUGCUACUCUUUUAAAGGUAAAGUUAUAAAGAAUCGGGGAAAACUUCUAUGUAUAUAUUACCUGCACAUGUGUAUUCUUCUUUUUAUUUUUUUUCUUUCGCACUUUCGAGAUCCGGUAGGAUGGUAUGGCACAUGGGAAACAUGAUGAUAGGCUACAAGCCGUCAUGUGUAAUGUUGAUGUUCCGUUUGCUUUUGGUCUUCCGGGUGUAGAUAUGGUUCGCUCCAGUGAUCGGCUUGAAUGAAUGAAUGAAAUGAUUUCGAAGGACAGUAAACCUUAUUCCGAGGGUUUCACCAAUGAAAUUCUUCAACGUCAGCGCAACAAUGGGAGUGGUAACUUAUGAGACCACUCGAAAUUACUCAUUGACCAGGUGUUUGUGUAAGUCUACCCCUGCUUCAUUGCGCGGGUUCGGGGGGCACGUAUGCACCGUUCGGGAGAGCCAUCAGAGGCUUGUAUAACCUAACACUUCUCCACCCACCAUAAUGCUGUGAAAGCGUUACUCUAUGCGCGGCUCCUCGAUCACGCUUAGCCCAAAUCUAGGAAACUUUCUCGGGAUUUAGCACACAAGUGUGCAGCAAAGGACUCAUGCCGCCAGAUAUGGGACACUUUGUCGGUCAUCAGGAAUCCUUUCAGAAACACCGUUCCAAGGUGUCUGCAUCGAGUGAUUUAGAGUGACCGAAUACGGGGGUCUACAGGUGGUUGCCCGCAUAAUAUAAUACGGUACCGCAGGAGAUCUCGCAGGGGGCCGAGAAGGGGCGCUGCUAUCGACAAGGACUGCGGAUAGAAAGAGAACGGCUUUGAGCACCGCACUCAACACCCAAUGUACGCGUCCCCCCAUAAGUAAAUUAUGAUAGCUGGAGCACUCCGGUGGUAGCCAAUGCUGUGGCAGCUGGCGUACCGUACCCGAUAUUUCUAGUGGGUUACGGGGAUCGUUGGGGGCGGGUUUUGCGGGUUUUCCACGGUUAUGGUGAUUGCAGGCUAUGGUUUGUUUGUUUGUUUGUUUGUAUGUAUGUGUGUGU
Messenger RNA from Tuber aestivum (summer truffle), 3174 nucleotides. Lineage: Eukaryota; Fungi; Ascomycota; Pezizomycetes; Pezizales; Tuberaceae. The record is from the annotation of a GenBank genome assembly.